Molecule: messenger RNA, 886 nt
Organism: Dioscorea cayenensis subsp. rotundata (Guinea yam)
Lineage: Eukaryota; Viridiplantae; Streptophyta; Magnoliopsida; Dioscoreales; Dioscoreaceae
Product: protein CUP-SHAPED COTYLEDON 3-like
Exons: 3
Coding region: 55-729 (224 amino acids)
Biological process (GO): regulation of DNA-templated transcription
Molecular function (GO): DNA binding
Source: RefSeq, a predicted model, not a curated record
UCAUCUUUAACAUUGAGAUUAAUAUAGUUGUAUAAUAUUUGUAAAAUAUAAUUAAUGGGGUUGAAGGACAUAGAAUCCACUCUGCCACCCGGGUUUAGAUUCUAUCCAAGUGAUGAAGAGCUUGUUAGCCAUUACCUCUGCAACAAAGUGGCCAAUCAGAAGCUCUCUGACGGUCCAACAAUGGUCGAUGUAGACUUACACUCUCAAGAACCUUGGGAACUUCCUGAUGUGGCGAAGUUGAGUGAGGACGAGUGGUACUUUUUUAACUUCAGAGACCGAAAAUAUGCAACCGGUUCAAGGAGUAACCGAGCAACAAAGUCAGGAUAUUGGAAAGCUACCGGAAAAGAUAGAACAGUGUUUGAUGCUUCAUCUCAUGUUGUUAUAGGGAUGAGAAAGACAUUAGUGUUUUACCUUGGAAGAGCUCCAAAUGGUAUUAAAACUUCUUGGGUCAUGCAUGAAUUCCGACUUGAAUCUCCUCAUUCUCCUCCAAAGGAGGACUGGGUGCUAUGUAGAGUAUUUCAGAAGAGGAAGAAGAACAAUGGAGGAGACGAAGUUAUUACUAAUAAUUUAAUGCAAGAGGAGAAUAGUAGCAAUGCUAAUUCAACUUCUUGUCUCAAUCUUUCCAUGUUGCAGUGCAAUUUCCUUGAUGAUUUCUCACAAGAGAUGAUGAUGAUGAUCAACUCUGAUGAUCAAAACUAUGAUCCGAAUGGUCUUCAAUAUUGGGCAUGAUCAUGAUGAUCAUAAUCAUGAUGAUGUGUAAUAUACUAAGAGAUGGAAUAUUUCUAGGUUUUGUUAGUUUGUUGAUUGGGAUUAAUGUGUGAUUAAUUAUGCUAUGUGUUUAUACCUUUUAAGAUGUAAUAAUGUUAGUAAAAAUUGUUAACCUUUA